Messenger RNA from Drosophila ficusphila, 676 nucleotides. RefSeq names its product cyclin-dependent kinases regulatory subunit (gene Cks85A). The transcript is spliced from 3 exons. The record is from RefSeq and is a predicted model, not a curated record. Gene Ontology annotation, molecular function: protein kinase binding; histone binding; ubiquitin binding. Gene Ontology annotation, cellular component: cyclin-dependent protein kinase holoenzyme complex; SCF ubiquitin ligase complex. Gene Ontology annotation, biological process: regulation of mitotic cell cycle. Lineage: Eukaryota; Metazoa; Arthropoda; Insecta; Diptera; Drosophilidae. Bases 152 to 442 code for a protein of 96 amino acids.
UUAAAUGCAGCUUUGCUUUUGAUAGAAUCGGUCGCGUCGCCUUACGUUCGGAUGUGUUUUCCGCGGAUGGGAAUAAACUGUACGCAUUAUAUAAGUUCAUAAAGGUCCACGUACCUUGAGUGACACCCAAUGGGUUUUCUGACUUAUUACGAUGCCAGCUGAUCAGAUCCAGUACUCGGAAAAGUACUUCGAUGACAAUUUCGAAUACAGGCACGUAAUCCUGCCCCCGGACUUGGCCAAACAUGUGCCAAAGGCUCAUCUGAUGACCGAGACCGAGUGGCGGAACCUGGGCGUGCAGCAGAGUCCCGGCUGGGUGCACUACAUGGUCCACGCUCCGGAGCCCCACGUCAUUCUAUUCCGCCGCAAACGCAUUCCGGCGGAGGACGCGCCACAGGUGGCAGCCGCAAAUGCGGCACAGGCCAUCGCCAACCUGUGCGGUUAACGUGCGGGAUCCACUUCCAAGGACAGUCACCAAUGCUCACACAGUAUUUUAUAAGUUAGCAUCAGACACACUGAUGUAAAAUAAAAAUAACAAUAUCCAUAGCUUUAAGAGCAGUUCUGCCGGCAAGUUCAAAGACACGAAACGCCAUGAAGAAGACGUUUUUGUUUAUUUCUUUAAGUUUAUUUACCUUAAAAUACAAAUCGAAGCGUACGCCCUCUGUACAGACAGUUAAAA